Molecule: messenger RNA, 1077 nt
Organism: Cephus cinctus (wheat stem sawfly)
Lineage: Eukaryota; Metazoa; Arthropoda; Insecta; Hymenoptera; Cephidae
Gene: Dysb
Product: dysbindin protein homolog
Exons: 5
Coding region: 189-923 (244 amino acids)
Biological process (GO): negative regulation of protein kinase activity
Cellular component (GO): cytoplasm
Source: RefSeq, a predicted model, not a curated record
CGCCAUCUAGUGUCGAACUUCCAACCUUGAUUAUUAGGACCAGUUACUGGCACAUGCCCCCCAUUGGGGAUACAGCCAUAAGGAAAGGAAGGAAGGAAAGUUAAUGCUGGCAAAAUGUCAUAAUAGAUAAUAGUCGUAUAAUAUAAAAAUAGGGUUUUACUGUGUUAUAUGUUCAUGUAAACAUUAAAAUGUUCGGCACGCUACGUAACAAGUUUCAAUCUGUACAAGAAGGUAUAUCUGCUAGUAUAAGAGGCUUAUCGGUCGCUGAAAGUUCCAAACCUAAAAAAUUGACCAAUAUUAGAAAUGUCAACUAUAAUGCUGGUGCUGAUGUUUUACAUCACUUUCAAAUGAGAUGGAAUGAACUGCAUGAGCUUGCAGAAGAAAAUGCAGAAAAAGCUCAACAAGCUGAUGCUCUCAUUGCAAGUAUUCAUGACCAAUUGGAAUAUGAAUGGAACAAUGUUACCCAGUUAAACAAUACCUUGGCUGCUAUACCCAAAAUAAACAACGAUAUCCAAAACCUUAUGGAUCAAAUAGGAACACUCCAGGAACUGUUUGAAGAAGUUGAAACAUCUUUAUUCCAACUGCAAGACUUGAAUGAAACUUUGGACUUACAAAGUAGACAACUAGAUCACAGAUUUCAGCUAGCCUUAUAUAAAGAGAAAAAGUUAUCUGAACUCGAUUCUACAAGAGCAAAGCUAGCAGGAAAGCAUUCUGAGAAAGUUUUGCAGCAUGAAUUGAAGCAACAACAAAUUCUAAAAGAACGGCAGGAAACAUUUGAGGAAGCUUUUAAAAAGGAACUGGAAGAAUACAAAACAACAGGAAUUAUACCCAAAUUAGGAACGUUCCAGAAAGGUCCAUCAUUGGAAGAAGUUGAUUUAGAUGUUGCAGACUCAUCAGACUUGGACGAAUUUCUAAAAAGUUAAACGAUGAACUAGCUUCAAAAAGUUCAAUGAAAAGUGCCAGAAUAUUCAUUGAGUUUAACUCACUUUCCAUUAUGAAUGGAAAAUGUAAUUGUUACUAGCAUUAAAUCGUGUAUUAUUUUAAUAUUAUCUCGAAUAAAGCUCAAGGCUGAAAUGA